UAUACCUUUCUUGAUAUGAACCAAAGCAAACUAAGAGUAGCAUUUCUCAUGAACGCGUGUUUAUAUUUGCCAAUGAUUUUGACACAUAUAUACGUUCAUAAUAGCAUUAAAGAUGCUUGCUUGAAUAGGAAUUAAUGAGAACACACGCGACAGCAAAGCGGGGGUGGGGCCUUCAUUGUCAGUCGGGACAGACCAUUACGUGCGGUUGGGAGGACGGAGCACCUCCGUCACGUCAACCAGUAACGCUGACAUUUCGGACUCGCACUGAACGCGACAUGAGUUGCGAGGAAAAUCCCACAAAUGACACUCCGAAGUCGUGCCAAAGCGCGACCGAUUGGGCCAGCGAGGCUCCCUUUUACUUCGGAGACGGACUGGAGCUGAAUCGCUUCGACGGUUUACCUUUGUCGUCGCGGUACUACAAACUGCUGGCCGAGAGGAGAACGCUGCCCGUGUGGACGCUGCGGCGACGUUUCGACGACGCGCUCGCUCGCGCGCAACUGCUGGUCGUGUGCGCGCACGCUGACGCAGGUGGGAGCACGCAGGUCCCUCAGUGGUGCGCAGAGUUGUGCCUGUCUGCCCGCUACCGCUUUGGCACGGUGGCGUGCACGCAGGCUUGCGGGCAACGGGCCGUGCACUUGGCCUUGCGCGUGGCAGACGAAAUGGACGUGAAUGUCGGCCAUGAGGUGGGCUACAGCGUUGGCCGGGAGACGUGCUGCUGCUCCGACACUGUUCUCAGGUACUGCACCGAUGACAUCUUGCUCAGAGAGAUGAUGUCCGACCCUUUUCUGGAGCACUACGGCGUGAUCGUCAUUGACCAGGUCCACCAGAGGACGGUGAGCACCGACCUCCUGCUGGGACUCUUAAAGGACGUCCUUGUGCACAGGCCUGAACUCCGGGUGGUGGUCCUCGCCGCACCGCCCCUGACAGAGAGCCUUCGGAAUCACUUCCGCAGAGCCCCGAUCCUCAACUUGGAGUCACCUUCGUCGAGUCUCCCCGAGGUGGUGCACAGCGGGGGAGAAAAAGACUACUUCUAUUCCGCUUUGAGGCUAGUUCUGGAGAUCCACCGCGCCAAGGAGGACGGCGAUGUCGUCGUCUUUUUGGCAUCGGAGGAGGAGGUGCGGUGCGCCCGCAGCAUCCUGCAGAAAGAAGGAACCAGACUAGGAGCGCACCUGGGCCAAAUGCUGCCCGUGGUCCUGGUUCCUGGCCGGGGUGUUCUUGAGCCGCCGCCAGAUGAGGGAGGAACGUGUCGAAAUAUCAGGAGAGUUUUCCUUGCCACCCGUCACGCAGAGGAUGCGUGGUGUGCCGUGGAGUCUGUCAACUUUGUCGUUGACUGCGGAGUCCAGAAGAAAAUGGUGUACAAUCCCAGAAUAAGAGCCAAUUCCGAGGUGCUCCAGCCCAUCAGUCGUUGCCAGGCAGAACUACGCAGAAAGAUGUGCGGACCAGCAGGUAAAUGUUUCUGUUUAUACGCGACGGACAGCCAACUUCCUGCAGGGAGAUCCCCUCAGAUCCUGGAGUUCAACAUCACGGCCACCGUUCUCUUCCUGAAGAGGAUGGAAAUCGGAGGUUUGGGCCACUGCGAGUUCAUCGACCGACCCGAUCCCGAGAGUCUCAUGCAGUCCCUGGAGGAAUUGGACUACCUCGCCGCUCUGGACGAUGACGGCAACCUGUCCGAGAUCGGCAUCGUCAUGUCCGAAAUCCCCCUGGAGCCUCAGCUGGCCAAAGCGCUGCUGGCCUCCUGCGAGUUCGACUGCGUCAGCGAGAUGCUGAGCGUCGCGGCGAUGCUUUCAGCUCCAACCUGCUUCCUGGAGCCUCCUUCUGGAUUGAGCCACGAGGCCUCGCAUUGUCACAGGAAAUUCCAGCACCAAGAAGGCGACCACUUCACUCUCAUUAACGUCUUCAGCGCCUUCAAGAGAAGCCAGAAGGAGCCGUUUUUCCCUGCAGACGUCCGUGUUGAAAAAUGGUGUCGGGACAAUUUCCUGGACUAUUCGGCCCUCCGGAUGGCAGAGAGCAUCAGGGCAGAGCUGACCGACACGCUGAACCGAAUCGAGCUGCCCGUCUCUGAACCGGCGUUUGGCACGAGGAAAAACUCGGCCGACCUGAAGCGAGCCCUGCUCGCGGGCUUCUUCAUGCAGGUGGCUCGGGACGUGGACGGCUCAGGCAAUUACCUGAUCCUGGCGCACAAGCACGUGGCCCAGGUGCACCCGCGAUCCGUCUACGGGCCGCGCUUCGACCAGACGGGGGUGCCCGAGUGGGUGCUGUUCCACGAAUACACGCUGGCGGAAAACAACUGCAUGAGGAUCGUCACGGCAAUUUCACCGCAAGUAUUCACUCAAACGGCGCCUCUCUACUACUUUUAUAACCUGCCCCACAGCGAGAGCAAAGAGAUCCUGCAGCACAUGCUGGACCCGCACGCCACCGACGCCACUCGUGAAGACGACGGACACAAAGCCAGCGGCGAUGCUGUCGAGAACGAGAGUGGCGGCAACGUGCAGUCGACCGAUCGCUGUGCCAUUCAAUGACACUUAUUAUGAAAUGACACGAUUUCACAAAUGGGUACAACAGAGUGGUCGGAAAAACAAAAAUCUUUGUCAAACAGGACUUUGGAGAGCAUGAUAUAAGAAAUUUAAUUGCAGACUAAUCAGUCCAGUUUAUUUUGUCUUCAUCAUCACCAGACUUUUAUAGUUUUAUAAACACGGAGUAGAAAAUUGAAUUGAAUCUAGUACAUUUUCUGAAAUCCUC
Messenger RNA from Hippocampus comes (tiger tail seahorse), 2739 nucleotides. RefSeq names its product DEAH (Asp-Glu-Ala-His) box polypeptide 32a (gene dhx32a). The transcript has 11 exons. The record is from RefSeq and is a predicted model, not a curated record. Gene Ontology annotation, cellular component: intracellular anatomical structure; spliceosomal complex. Lineage: Eukaryota; Metazoa; Chordata; Actinopteri; Syngnathiformes; Syngnathidae. Gene Ontology annotation, molecular function: helicase activity; RNA binding. Bases 135 to 2519 code for a protein of 794 amino acids.